AUGGUUGAUGCUAGAACAGGGCAUGAAACUAUGUCAUUCAUGGAUGGGUCCUCCAGAUACAAUCAAAUCAGAAUGUCUCCAAAAGAUGAAGAGUGUACUACUUUUCGAACUCCAAAAGGGAUAUACUGCUACAAAGUGAUGCCCUUCGGUCUGAAGAAUGCUGGUGCUACCUACCAACAUGCAAUGCAAAACAUCUUUGACGACAUGCUUCACAAGAGGGUUGAAUGCUUCAUCGAUGAUUUGGUGAUAACAUACACACCUCAAAAGCUAGUGAAAGGACAAGCACUAGCCAAUUUUCUAGUUGAUCACCCUCUUCAGGCAGAAUGGGAGCUUCCGUAUGUGUUUCCAGAUGAAGACAUUUUGUUCAUUGAAGAAUUACCAUCAUGGAAAAUGUUCUUUGAUGGAUAUGCACGUCAUAAUGGUGCGGGGGCAGGUGUUUUGUUGAUCUCUCCAGAAAGACAAGUCUUGCCAUUCUCCUUUGUUUUAGGUGAAACAUGCUCCAACAAUGCUGCAUAG
This is a messenger RNA of Nicotiana tabacum (common tobacco), 516 nucleotides long. Lineage: Eukaryota; Viridiplantae; Streptophyta; Magnoliopsida; Solanales; Solanaceae. The record is from RefSeq and is a predicted model, not a curated record.